Molecule: messenger RNA, 2979 nt
Organism: Planococcus citri (citrus mealybug)
Lineage: Eukaryota; Metazoa; Arthropoda; Insecta; Hemiptera; Pseudococcidae
Exons: 4
Coding region: 256-2799 (847 amino acids)
Source: RefSeq, a predicted model, not a curated record
ACCUACCUGUACCUACGUACUUCGGUAACGGACGUAACCGCCUAACCGGUAACGGUAGUUGCAUUUGUGAUGUGUGUUCACUGUUCUGCAUACGCGUGUCGCGUACUGUAGUUGUGUUUUCGUUGUAGCAAAGUGUUCCUUUUGAUUGUUGGAAAUUAUUAUAAUUCUUCAAUGUUAAUGUUAUACUUUUUUGGGUCGGAAGUGUCUAAAAUUUAACUCUUCAAUUGAUUGCUAUAGUCUACAGAUUCAAACAUCAUGUCAGAGGACGAUAUGAUGAAUUUUCAUCAAGGGUUCAACGCCAUAGAACAUGAUUUUUUAGCUCCAGAUGAAUUACCAGAUUCGACGUUGAAUGAUUCCUCAGCUCAUCAAAUAAAGAUACUGGAUGGAAAUUCUUGUAAUGAAGUGGGAACGGCUCAUAUCGAUUUGGAAGAUAGAAGUACAUAUGUCUAUGCCCAUGCCCAACAAAUUCCAAGAUUACAAGACAUGGCUACUCUUGUGGCAACUUUAGAAACGUUAAACAAUCAUUAUUGCCACUCUCAAAGCAAACCCCUAUUUUACGAUUUUCCAAGAAAUACGAACCCAGAAAUCGAUAAUUUAAUGGUACCGAACCGCAUCAAGGAAAAAAUGAAAGCACUUUGUGCUAAGAUGGAAAAAGAAGAAUAUUUUCUUAAAUGUGCUGAUAUCGAGGGGAAGCACAGGCCUAAUAUCCUGCGAUUGCGCAGUGUAUACGAUAAUGAUUCGGAUUUUUAUCUCUAUGGACUGGUUUGGGACGUGAAUGGUCACAUUGACCACAAAAAAACUAUAGAGAAAGCUAUAUCGCGUUCAAGGCAUUUGAAUAAUGGCGAUUUCAUAUUCGAAAUAAUAACUGCAUACUGUUUAAAGAAUCAUAUAAUGGAUUUUCCUCUGGAUUCUCUGAGCAAAAAGUUCAUCAGAACGGUGAAAGAAAACAGAUUUGUUGCAACUCAACUAACAUAUUAUUGGAUCAAUUGGAUGAAAUGCAAAAGAAAGAUUAAUCUCGAAAGGUACGAUCAUGCAAGCUACGAAUUGGCUUUGAUUAGCCUGCUUGGUUCGUUGAAAUGGUGUUUCUGCCAAGCACAUCAAUGGCCUGUGUACGAAUACUUCUGGGAUGUAUUCGAUGAAAACGAACAAGUGACAGUGACCAAGAAUUUAAUUCGAAGAGGUAGUAUAAAUAAAAAUUUCCAGAUGUUUUUAUUCUCAAAAUUAAAUAAAAAGCAGCUUAAACAAUUGUAUUCUGAAGGACCUCUUACCAUUAUUGCCAACUUUUUGUCUUUGGGAGAAUUCGAUCUAGCGAAGGCGACUUGGGAUCGUAUCAAGUUGACCAUCGCAUGUGAGAAAUACGAACUUCUACUUGAACAAAUCUGGAAGAAUCGAAAAUCAGAUGAAGAUGGAUAUGUGCAAUUUUUAAUUUAUUUAUGGAACACCGCACCACCGAACUUAAUCGAGUACAUGAUCGAGGUGAAAAAUUGUCAAAUUACGGACAAAUUUUUAAAAGGAAAACCAAUGCUUGAAAGUUCCAGUGGUUGUAAAUUUCUGAAAGCUGUUUUAUCUCGAACGACGCCCGAAUUCAAACAGAAAUUUUUGCUACAAGCUGGGCCAUGUUUAACAUUGAAUCAUCCGGAAGUGCUCAUUUCAUUGACUAAUCAUUGUUUGAACGAUACUGACCGUGUAGCAGUCAAGGAAAGUUUACUUAUUGAAGCGAUGGAGUCGAGUCCACCAGCUGGAAUUAUGCACCGUUUUCGAGAUUUAUUUUUGUACUCGAGUCCUGAAGAAUUUAACAAAUUCCUCGAGUUGUUCACUUUGAAACCAACUUUACAGACACGGUUCAAGGAGUGUUUAUUACGAUCUAAAUUACUAAUCACCAGAGUACUGUGGAGAACUAAUGAUUGGGAAAAAUUGUCUCAUUUUAUAGACGAAUUGUAUCCGAACCGAGAAGUAGCUCGAUAUCAAAAGAGGAAUGUUGUUUUUACUUUUUUACAGACUUACUGUACCUACCAUGAUUGUUAUCGACCAAAUGGCGAUGAAAAGUUUACCGAAAUUGAUAACCUCGUAAAUCAAGUUCUUACGCCUCGAGAAGUAAUCACUGCCAAAGAAAAUAUAGCCAAUAGUUUUCUAGAAAGAUGUCGAUCUGGUCGGGUCAGAUCUACGAAACGAAUGAAUAUGCUGAGAUUUGCUACGUGGUGUUAUUGCGGUGAUGAAGAAAAGAUAAAGCGAUUCAGACGUUUGCUUCCAAUUGAUAAAUUAUUUCACGCUCUUUUGAGUGAAAUAGUUGAGCGAUACGUUAAUGGCAGAGAUGCAAAGUUAUCGUUUUCAUCAUUAGACGAACUCUUACAUUGGAAAUUUUCAUCGAGAAGGAGAAAAAUGAAAAAAUUCAAGUCGCGUAAAAUAAACAAAAUCAUGAAAAGUAAGGUAGAAGUAGGCUAUUCGUGGAAAACGAACGUAUAUCCGCCUGUCGUGAAGAAAGUUAUAAAAUGGUUUUUCCAUGACGAUAGGCGUCAGAUUCGAGAAUUUGAGCAACGCUACUCAAAAAGAGAUUUGAUGAAGAUUAUUUACUGGAUGAAUUUAAGAGAAGAGUCCGACGGCUGCGGAGAGUACUAUGGGCAUACCAGUUUAGAAUCAGAUGGAGGAAGGAUCCAACGCUCUUUUGUUAGAACUAACGAUGAGUCAGAUCCUGAAUGGCACUUACCCAAUUAUGAGAAUGAUGUGUUUCAUGAGUUUGGCAUCCCACUUUUAUUCGAUAGCACGGCCGAAGAGUCUGAUAGUACAACUGAUUCUGAUUAAUUUAUAGAAUUUAUAUUAUUACUCCUACAUUUUUUACCCUUCUUUAUACAAUGUGAUAUUAUUUUAAUAUGUACCAGACCUGUGGAUCGAAAUAUUCACAUCUCGUCCAGUUGUUUAUAUUGUAAAAUUGCAUAGACUUACAGCUAUUUUUACCCAAUAAGUAUAAUCCUUUACCUUACA